UCUGCUCACUCCAUUUAGCCUGAGAAAUAGAGACGUCGAAGGAGGCGCUCUGCUCCACAAUUUUACUGAGGGGAGCAUACGAAAUGUGGACAGUAGUGAACGGGCAGACGGUGACUUCUGAUGAUGGAGCGAAAUUCCUCUCUUCUGCCUUCAGAGAGUCAGUUCUUUUAACUCUUCAGUGUCUUCUUCUGGAGAGGAAGAGCUGUCAUGGGAGGCGCGCGGCACUUCUCAUGCGUCCGGAUUGAUGGAGAACCGCGAAACUUCGCAGUGGAUAUAGAACACGCGCGUGACGCGCGAUAGAGCGAUGGGACGCAGACGCAAUACACUGUAACAAAGACUCCCAUUAGGGUGAGGUGUGCACUGGACCAGCCUAUGCCAUGAGGACUCAGAAGUCCCACAUCCGGACAUCAGCUAGACCUUCCCGUCAGCUCCUGCCGCGUUUCAGUUUUCACUCCAGGAGAAAGAAGGAAGGUGUGAUCCAGGGAAAGCUACGCAUUCGCUCCAUGCCUGGGGCCUUUCUGGUGCUGGGAGUGGUGGUUGUUAUUGUUGGCACUGCACUUGCUGUGGCUGGUUACUGGCCAUACCGGACCCAUCGUGCAUCACUGGACUCAGUAGAGGAAGGGUCCUCAGGGACCUCACAGGCCUCAGGAUUGGGAUUAGGAACCAAAUGGCUGUUUUCUGCUGCAAGUCUUGUGCAUAGUGAGAGAAUGAAACUCAUCGGCCCCGUCAUUAUGGGAGUGGGACUCUUUAUACUUAUUUGUGCCAAUACGGUACUCUACGAGAAUCGGGACAGGGAAACGCAAAUGCUUCUGGCUCAGAUGCGGAGCGUCAUCUGCUCUGUUUCUGCAGCGGUGCCUUCAGCAGAUCUCUUGCAGGUCAACUCCCUUGCUAGGCACUACCAAUGGGUCAGCAGCUUACCUGCAGCCCACCUGAACAUCCUUUGCUUGCAGGAAUUGUCCCGCUCAGAGCCACUAUUACAAGUGAAGAGCAUGGAUGAGGAGGAUAGCAUGCAACAGCAAGAAACGCUGCACACUGAGGUUCUUCAUCAUCAGGACUCUUCUUCCACCCCCUCGAUUCACAGCAAAGUGAUUCUUUGCACUGAGGAGCAGAUGACCACCUGUGGACUAGAUCUGCAGUUUGAAAGUCACUAUGGACUCAGCAACUGCAUGACAGCAUCUUCUAUGUCCACACUGGGUGGGGAAGAAUGUGAGACCUUCUCUAUCCCACCCAGACGCUCCUACAGCAUGAGCCACAGAGCUAGACCACACAUAUUGCCCAAGGAUAUGGUGCAUCCAGUGGACAAGUCCAUGUCCCUAGUGGGUAACCAAAGACUGCUUCCAAGACAGUCCAGCUCAGAGGUGUGCAUGAACAUGGUUGGGUUUGGAGUUGACCUUGACCUUAUACCUGUGGAAGAGCAGAAACACCGUAGUUGGCCGAGGCUAGACCUUGGAAGCGCCAGGAGGUACCUCAAGCUGGAGAACAAAGAAGAUUCUGUGGAAAAGUUACUGGAUCAGCUUGAACAGCAAUGCUUGCAGUUGAACAAAAGCUAUGGCUCAGGCCCUUUCCAGUGAGAUGUGGUUUAAUCAUUACAUCAGGGUUAAUGGAAUGGUAAAUCCUAUGGUCAUGAGGAAGAGCCUCACAAAGCAAUAUGCUAUUUCUUUGCACAGUUUCUGGAAUCCUUUGAGGCCAACUAAUUUGCUCAUUUCCAAGACCUAGCCAUUAAUCUCACUUGACUAGUUUUUGUGACUAGUUUGCUUUGAGAUGCGUGAAGUAUGGAAAUGUAGCUUGAAAGGGCAUUAACAUCUGCAAUAUUUUGCUGUCCUUGAUUGCAUGGAUAUAUAAGCAUGCAUCCUGGAGGAAUCUAGGGAUGGAGGUAUUUUACAGCCAUGGGAACAUUCUAAAUGUCUUGUGCUUCCAUUGAUUCUAGGAUGAAUCCGACCUUUUGUGUGUAAAAGGGCAAAAGAAGGAAUCUGCUUGGUAUUGUUGCAAAAGCCCAAAUUGUUUCCAGGACACACUAAAUAACAUCAAGGUAGAAUAAACGAAGUCAUCAGCAAAGAGAUUCAAAGCAAACACAUUUCUGAUGUCUGAAGUCAGGUUGGCCAAAAGCUUGAUUUCUCAAAAUCCUUGAUUUUUGUAAGGGGAUUUGUAGCCCAAAAUGAAGAAUGCUGGUUAUUUAACCAAAAAUAAUGGAUUUGUCCAUGAACUGUGUCCACUUUAGUAUCUGCUCUCCUCUUAUCUCACUGGUCUCCUACCUCUGCCUAACGGUGGUGAAACAGAAGCACAGAUGAUGAAGGCACACUCUUGGCUUCAUUAACUAAGGUGAUCAGUUUUUGCAUGCACUAAUGCGGGUACAUCAUUGCUUUCCCUUUAAAGGGUGGAGCUUGAUAGAGCCCCUUCUUUUUGCAGUGAGACUGUGUAAUUGCACUCUGUUUACAAAAACAAGACAGUCUCCCUGUCUCUAUUUUGUCUGUGUAGCCUGUUUUUGUAUGCUGUGUUGUAUGCUGUGUUUUCUCUAUGUAUACUGAGCAAUAUCCACAAUCUGACUAAUUAAUCAUUGAUGAUGUCAGACCCUUUACACCUUUAAACUGAAUUCCAUGCCUGUGUUGCAAAUAAAAGGCAAAGCAAAACCACUUCAAAUGUACAUGUUUUUUGCUAAAUACAUGAUGUUUCCAUGGCACUUUGCAAGGCAGCACUGUUUUAAUAUUUUUCAAACAUUGUAUAUUUCUUCUCCACAGUUUUCUGCAAUUAAUUUAGACUGAACCUGUAAACAUGAAGACUCCAUUCAAACUUCAUGCCUUUUAAGAAAUUUAAGAUUAAAGUUUGAAAA
Myxocyprinus asiaticus (Chinese sucker) is the source of this 2827-nucleotide messenger RNA. RefSeq names its product transmembrane protein 200B (gene tmem200b). The coding region runs from base 378 to 1571 and encodes 397 amino acids. NCBI's taxonomy places the organism in Eukaryota, Metazoa, Chordata, Actinopteri, Cypriniformes, Catostomidae. The record is from RefSeq and is a predicted model, not a curated record. The transcript is spliced from 2 exons.